GCAAGGCAAACGCCCUACCCGCUGUGCUAUCACUCCAGCCCCUACAGCUUAUGCCUUAAUCACCCAUUCUGGGGUUCUCCAGAGACUAUAGGAAACCAAGAAGAGGAAGUUAGAGGCUAACUUCCUGAGACCUGGAUCCCAAAGGGACCAGAGGACAAACAGCCCUUUUGUGGAAGCGCAGUGAUACCCACCUCAAGAGCGUUUAAAUUUUUUUUUUUUAAUUUUUGGUUUUUGAGCCACAUCUGGCAGUGCUCAGGGCUUACUUCUGGCUGUGUCCUCAAGGAUCACUCCUGGCGAGGCUUGGGUUGGGGGACACACGGGGUGCCAGGGAUCAAACCCAGGUCACCCACAUGCAAGGCAAGCAUUAUACCUGCUGUACAAUCGCUCCAGCCCCACCUUGGGAAGCACUUGGAAGAGGUUCCACUCUUUGAAGGAACUGUCCUCAGACUUGGGGAGGUCCUGGCUCUGCUAAAUUAUCUGGCGGACAAUUUGUCUCUGCGACAGAUGCCUGCAGAGGGGACAGUGGUCCACUCCAAGAUGGGUCUGACUCAGGAGACUCUGCAGAGGGACAUUCUCCACUCCAGGUGCCUGUUUGCUCCCCCGGAGUCUUGGGCCGUCGCACCCCAUUGCAGCUCCCCGGUUUGGCUGAGGCUCAGUGUUCACCAUCCCCAGGAAAUGCCUCCCUCCGGUUCAGGCAGAGAUCCCAGCGCACACACACCCCUGGAGUGUAUGUGUGUUGUGGAGGAGAGGGGGGCCAGGGGAAGUGGUGGAACGCUUCUCUCCAGGUCAGGGAAGAGAUGUGGGGACCACCUGGGGGGGCCUCUCUUCCCACCUCCUUGUUGGGCCAAGCGCCCGGUCCGGUGCCCCUUCCCUGGCCACCUCCCUCCCCCUAGCUGUGCUGGGGCAUGAAUCAGCUCUCACAGCUUGUUAAAGCGAGACCUCUUGUUUUCAUGCCCUCACCUCAGGAAACGGAGCUACAACUUUUCCAGCUCUCCUCAGCAGGGGGCCAGGGUCCUCACUUUAUAAACAUCCCUGAGCCUGUACAAGGAGAGGGCAGGGAGAUAGUGUGAGACAGGAGCCCCAGGGAGGAGGACAGAGGCUAAGACCGCAAGGAGAGAAACAAAGAAAAAGCCCAAGAAAUACCCAGAGCAGCCGCAAAGGGAGCUGAGCAGGGUCCCCUCGGAGCUGAAAACGAGGGCUGUGCCGGGAGAAUGGCUGUGAGGGCGCCCUGGGCAGGACGGGCAAAGGGGACCCUGGGAGGCUGGGGGCCCCUCUGCUUGCUCAUCUCGCUGCUUCUCCAGUCCCCAGGAGUCCACAGCAAGUGCUACUUCCAAGCUCAAGCCCCCUGCCACUACGAAGGGAAGUAUUAUAGCCUGGGCGAGUCCUGGCUCCGAGGGGACUGUUUCCAAUGCACCUGCCUGCAUCCUGUCGGGGUGGGCUGCUGCGACACGUCCCAGCACCCCAUCGACUUCCCUGCCGAGUGCGAGCUCCGCCGGGAGGCAGACACCUGCCAGUUCUCCCUGGUGCAGAAAGCGGACCCUCGGCUGCCCUGCAAAGGGGGAGGACCCGACCCAGAGUGGGGCUCUGCGAACACCCCUGCUGCCGGGGCUCCUGCUCCCCACUCCAGCUAGACCCUU
This is a messenger RNA of Sorex araneus (European shrew), 1637 nucleotides long. It is a transcript of the gene MSMP, whose product is annotated as microseminoprotein, prostate associated. Lineage: Eukaryota; Metazoa; Chordata; Mammalia; Eulipotyphla; Soricidae. The record is from RefSeq and is a predicted model, not a curated record. The transcript is spliced from 3 exons. Bases 1212 to 1631 code for a protein of 139 amino acids.